Molecule: messenger RNA, 934 nt
Organism: Paramecium pentaurelia
Lineage: Eukaryota; Ciliophora; Oligohymenophorea; Peniculida; Parameciidae
Source: the annotation of a GenBank genome assembly
AUGAUCAUAGAAAUUCUUGCUCUUUCUAUUGUUUUAAUAAAAGGAACUGAGUGCAUUUUACAAAAAUAAUCUUGCAAAAACUUAAAUACUAAAUUAUAAUGUGAGAAUACAGAUAAUCCUUAUUUAAAAUGUUCUUGGAAUGGUUUAUGCAUUAGUUAAUUCUAAAAUUCUUGCUAUUAAUUUUAUACUGAAUUGGAUUGUUAAAGAAAUUAUUAAUAUUAAAGUUAUGUAUGUUAUUGGAAAGAUGGAGAGUGUUUAAAAAGAAAUAAACCUAAAGGUACAUAUGAUAUAAAUUUUGGUGAUAAAACAUGUGAAGAUAUAGAUAAUUAUUCUUAAUGUAGUAAUUAAAUUGGAAUUGCAUUACUUUGUGCAUGGAAUCACAAUCAUUGUUAAACUAUACAAAAAUGUUCUUAAAUUACUAGCUUCCAAUAAUGUAGAAAUGCCAAAAUUAGAGAUAGGUAUUCAAAUUUAUAUUUUAAUUAAGAUGUCAAUAUGUAGUUAAUAACAUAGCAUCUAAUUAACAAAUGGAUUAAAUAUUUGCUACAGAUAUUUUUGAUUAUAAAACUUGUAGAAAUUAAGAUUGCCUAUUUAAUACUAAUUCUGAUUGUCCUGCAUUUAGAAAUGGAAGAAGAUGUUUCUUAAAAGAAGGAAAAUGCACAUAAUGUUCUUACUAAACUAAUAGAAAUGAUUGUAUAGCUACAAACAAAUGUACUUGGUAAAAUUCAGAAUGUUCAAACAUUAUGUAAAUUUAUUUCUUUAUUAUAAUAGUUGUUCUUCAAUCUUAAGUAAAAAAUUGUGUAAUUCAAUAAGGUAUUGUUAAUAUGACUUUACUACUUAAAGUUGUUAAAAUAACAAUAAAUAAUAAUUAAGUCAUUGUUAUAACUAUAACAUUAGUUCAGAUCCCAUAAAAACAAAAUACAACAGUUUUAUAUGA